Elaeis guineensis (African oil palm) is the source of this 3126-nucleotide messenger RNA. Its product is annotated as FT-interacting protein 7. The record is from RefSeq and is a predicted model, not a curated record. Lineage: Eukaryota; Viridiplantae; Streptophyta; Magnoliopsida; Arecales; Arecaceae.
AGGGUUGGGGUUUUUGGGCUCUGGAGCUCACUCCCUUCUCUUCGCUCGUCUUAGUUUGGCUCCAUCGCCGUUUCCGUUUUACCUCUUCCGGAAAAUCUCAAAAAAUUCGGCAAUUUUCCACUGGAGAACCCUUGAGAACCCCCGGUCUAGGGUUUUUAAGGGCCCUCUCCGGCGAGCUCCUCCUCGGCGGCGAGCUAUCGAUCGAGGAGAUCACGCUUGUUUCGUUGGUUGGUGGUGGGUUCGGAAGAAAUGUAUGACGUUUUUGCAUCUUUGGUUUUUGGCUUCUAAUUUGGGGCCUUGGUUUAUGGUUGGCGCGAUCAAAUCUGAAUUCCUCACAUUACACUUCUCAGAUCUGAAAUCGUGCUCCUUCACCUUUCCGAUCAUUUGAGUUGGAGGCCUGUCUGUUCCUUUCCUGUCAGUAGUCUCAGAUGAUGCAGAGACCUCUUCAUCCCCAGGAGUACUCCUUAAAGGAGACCUCUCCUCACCUUGGUGGUGGUGGAGUUGCGGGUGACAAGCUCACCACCACAUAUGACCUCGUGGAGCAGAUGCAGUAUCUCUACGUCCGUGUCGUGAAGGCUAAAGACCUGCCGACCAAGGAUGUAACUGGAAGUUGUGACCCUUAUGUGGAGGUGAAGCUGGGGAACUACAAGGGCACAACCCGCCAUUUCGAGAAGAAGACCAAUCCUGAAUGGAACCAAGUAUUUGCCUUCUCAAAGGAGCGGAUCCAAGCUUCCUCUGUGGAAGUCAUUGUCAAAGAUAAGGAUUUUGUAAAGGAUGAUUUCAUCGGUCGGGUCUCGUUUGAUCUAAAUGAGAUUCCAAAGCGAGUUCCACCGGACAGUCCAUUGGCUCCACAAUGGUACAGGUUGGAAGACCGAAAGGGGGAUAAGGUGAAGGGAGAGCUGAUGUUAGCAGUUUGGAUGGGCACUCAAGCAGAUGAAGCAUUUCCGGAAGCUUGGCAUUCAGAUGCUGCAACCGUUCCAGGUGAUGGCCUUGCAAGUAUAAGGUCAAAGGUAUACCUCACUCCUAAGCUUUGGUAUGUUAGGGUUAAUGUUAUUGAAGCCCAGGACUUGCAGCCUAGUGAUAAAAGCAGGUUCCCUGAAGUCUUUGUGAAAGUUAUGCUUGGAAAUCAAGCUCUCAGAACUAGAAUAUCACAGAGCAGGACAAUUAAUCCUAUGUGGAAUGAGGAUUUGAUGUUUGUAGCAGCUGAACCGUUUGAGGAGCACUUGGUUCUGAGUGUUGAAGAACGGGUGGCACCCAACAAGGAUGAGGUACUGGGGAAGACUGUCAUUACCCUGCAGAAUGUGGACAGGAGGUUGGACUACAAGCCUGUCAAUAGCAGGUGGUAUAAUCUUGAGAAGCAUGUGAUUGUAGAUGGUGAACAGAAGAAGAAGGAGGUAAAGUUCUCUAGUCGGAUUCAUCUGAGGAUUUGUUUGGAUGGUGGGUACCAUGUUUUGGAUGAAUCGACACACUAUAGCAGUGAUCUUAGGCCAACAGCAAAACAGUUGUGGAAGCCAAGUAUUGGAGUUUUGGAACUGGGCAUCUUGAAUGCUCAGGGGUUGUUGCCGAUGAAGACUAAGGAUGGGCGUGGGACAACUGAUGCUUACUGUGUUGCUAAAUAUGGGCAGAAAUGGGUCCGUACAAGGACUAUCAUAGAUAGCUUCACUCCGAAGUGGAAUGAACAAUACACGUGGGAGGUAUAUGACCCUUGUACUGUUAUUACAAUCGGUGUAUUUGAUAACUGUCACUUGCAGGGAGGGGAGAAGGCAGCUGGUACAAGGGACACCAGAAUAGGGAAGGUGAGGAUCCGUCUUUCUACACUUGAAACUGAUCGGGUUUACACCCAUUCUUACCCUCUUAUUGUGUUGCUUCCUUCGGGGGUGAAGAAGAUGGGAGAAGUUCAGCUUGCUGUCCGCUUCACAUGCUCCUAUUUAAUUAAUAUGUUGCACAUGUAUUCCCAGCCAUUACUGCCAAAGAUGCAUUACCUCUACCCCUUGUCCGUUGUUCAGCUUGAUAACUUGAGGCACCAGGCCACUCAGAUAGUAUCAAUGAGGUUGAGCCGUGCAGAGCCGCCAUUGAGAAAGGAGGUUGUGGAGUAUAUGUUGGAUGUGGAUUCUCACAUGUGGAGCAUGCGGAAGAGCAAAGCUAACUUUUUCAGAAUCAUGGGUGUCUUGAGCCCUUUGAUUGCUGUGGGAAAAUGGUUUGAUCAGAUUUGCAAUUGGAGGAACCCUUUGACUACAAUACUUAUUCACAUUCUCUUCGUGAUAUUGGUUUUGUACCCAGAAUUGAUACUCCCGACAAUUUUUUUGUACCUGUUUUUGAUUGGUGUCUGGUACUUUCGUUGGAGGACCAGGCAUCCUCCUCACAUGGACACCCGGCUCUCACAUGCUGAGUCUGCACAUCCUGAUGAGCUAGAUGAAGAAUUUGAUACUUUUCCUACAUCUCGCCCCCCUGAUCUUGUGCGGAUGAGGUAUGACCGUUUAAGGAGUGUUGCAGGGAGGAUACAGACUGUGGUUGGUGAUCUGGCAACACAAGGGGAGAGGUUGCAGUCCCUGUUGAGCUGGAGAGACCCAAGAGCAACGGCCUUGUUUGUGACCUUCUGCUUGAUUGCUGCCAUUGUGCUCUAUGUUACACCAUUCCGUGUUGUGGCGUUACUGACUGGCUUGUACGUGUUGAGACAUCCGAGGUUCCGCCAUAAGCUUCCCUCGGUGCCACUUAACUUCUUCAGAAGGUUGCCUGCUAGGACAGAUAGCAUGCUAUGACCUGUGGAAGGCCUUUCUUUCUUUCUUUCUUUUUUCUGUACCAAACUGAUCCUGGUUGGAUUCCAAGUUUCAGCAGUGGUCUGAUGAAGACAUUCAGCUAUUACUUUUUCGAUGAACGGCCGGUGUUAGAUGUCUGUGUUUCUGUAAUCUUCACCUAGUAUGUUGGUCUUGUUGAACUGUAGUUUUUCUCUUCAUGUUACUCCUAGAUUUCACAUUUUGACGCAUUACUUUCUUAUAUAUUUCUCUGAUAGUCCAUGGAGCGCUUUAGUCUCUUAAUCUAUUAAUUCUUAUCAGUAGAUUUUGUAUCAGUUCUGAACACUGUUGAGUGGUGUAGAAAUUAUAUGAUCAUGCCCUGUAAUUAGGUAAA